GUAGAUAGAUAGGUAAUAAAAACUGUAUUUCUGAUAUCAUAAAGCAAUAUAAUACAAUACAAUACAGCACAGAACACAACACAAAACAAUAUUAAGAUUAUAUUUGUGCUUCCUGUCCUAUAAGUACACAACACUGACACUCCCACAUACCAGGAUGUUGACUGUAGUGUAUAGAGUAUAAAACUGAAUCUGUUCCACAUUAUAAUCAUUUACUUAUGCAAGUUUAAUUAAAUAAGCUAUUAAAAUUAACAGUGAGAUGUUAGUGUGAGCACUCGUGCGUGUACGAGUAAACCACAUUUUCCAUUAUGUCAUAAUACAUCAUGAUAUCUCUGUGCAACACCAAAACACAAGUAUGGAAAAAUGUGGUGUAGAUGUAGGCAGAUCAGAACACCACGUGCUUGCAGUUCAUACCUUUUUUUUAAUACCCAACCAAUCACAUGCCAUAUUCUGGUUGUGCUCAGUUCAGACCAUCUGAAGUAUAAAUAUAACUUCAAACCAUGCUUCAAGUGCAUUCAUAUUCUGUUCGUAAAUGAAAUAAAAGCUCUGUAGAAUUUCAAAGAAAUGAACAAUGACCAGUUUCUGGAUUUUAAUUUUGAUCUUCAGCACCAUGUAUACAGUCCAACCUGCUGGACACUGGGUUACUGCACAAUCCCUCACAGAGUCACCAGUUUAUCAGCCUGAUAAAGAGCUCAUUGUGAACAUCGGAGACUCGGCUACUCUACGGUGUUGUUACAAUGCUGAAAAUGUAGUUGGAAUAAUAGACUUUUUUAAGCAACCAAACAGAAAUAAGCCUCAGAUUAUAGUCACAGUAUAUAAAACUACUGGAGAGACAUUUUACAAUGAAUCCCACGAGUCUCAUUUUCGAAUAGAAAGAUCUUCAAACUGCUUCAGUAUGACCAUUUUAAACAUCACUCAGUCUGAUGAAGCCAUGUACUUCUGUGCAGUGACAAAAUCCGACAUUAUAUUUGGAGAUGGAACUUAUUUGAAAAUCAAAGAAACAUAUAAACCUCUGUGGAAUAAUUCUGUGGUGUGUGAACCAACACUGCAUGGAAACAACACUAACAUGAACUCACAACACAAAACAGUGAUCGGUUUGGGAACGGCUUUGGGUUUGUGCGCACUUCUGAUUUUCUGCCUCACUUAUUACAUACUGAGGAGAAGAAAAUGUGAUAAAUUAAAUGCUUCUACACAAGAUUAUCUAGGAACAAGGCAGGAAUAUGAAGAAGAAACUCUGAAUUACACACCUUUGCAAUUCUCCAAGAAGAAAGCCAAAGCUGAAAAAAGAAAAACUGGCUCAUCAGUUGAGUGUGUGUACUCUGAUGUGAAUACAACUGUACGAUAUAACAGUUGAUUCAUAAAACACUGAAGCACAUGAAAAAAAAAAAAAAAAAUAGUGAUAAUGUUUUAGCAAAUUAAAUAUCUUGACUACAUGCAAAUUUAUUUUAGAUUUUCUUUAAAAACUUUAAAAACUGAUUACUAAAGAUUAUUUAACAAAUAUGUUAUACUAAUUUUAAACUUGACCGAUUUUACAUUAAACUUAUAAUUAUACUUAUUAAACAUAUUUUAAUAAAUUUCAUAUUCAAAAUAUUGUUGUUUUUUUAGUCUAUCUUCCGUUUCCUGUUAUUAACCUGAAGGACAGAGAACUUUGUAAAACUCUCUAUUUUUAUAUGACUACAAUGUUGCACUUUGUGGAGAUUUUAUAGUAUAAUCUGUAUGACUCUGAUAUUUACUGAAGACACAAUAAAUGUAAGUAUG
Hemibagrus wyckioides is the source of this 1755-nucleotide messenger RNA. RefSeq lists its product as uncharacterized. The coding region runs from base 569 to 1351 and encodes 260 amino acids. The record is from RefSeq and is a predicted model, not a curated record. The transcript is spliced from 6 exons. Gene Ontology annotation, biological process: response to bacterium. Lineage: Eukaryota; Metazoa; Chordata; Actinopteri; Siluriformes; Bagridae.